AUGACGACGCAAAGCAGCAUCGAGGAUCCUCAGAUCAAUAUGACUACUGCCGAACCAACCUCGGCCAACAAGCGGACAUAUCCCUGGGUCAAACUUCCUCACCCAUAUCUCACCAGCUAUGCGAUCCAUAUUGUUUCUGAAUCCACACCCCGUGUCUUACAAUUGCGACUACACGACGAUCAGACCGGACAGGCGCUCCCAGAGCCUCUGCACUCGGCCUCGCUGACCUACACAGACAUUUCCUCUGACGAGACCGCCCACGAAAUCCCAGAUAACGACAACAGUCCAUGGGCGCGCAGUCGCAGAGCUCCCGGAACCUCAUUCCACUGGACCGGCCAGGAGCCACCUACCCUGGGACAGAUCUGGAAUGUCAUUCAUGCCCUCUUCUUGACAUAUCCCCAGCACGAGAUUGUCCGCUUGGAUUUGAAUGGGUCUCAUAGAAAUAUCAUCCGCGACGAAUGCCUGCGCACUGGGCUGGUUGUGCCCUUCCCUUCUCCUCGAGUCCCAUUCGGCAACGAAAACAAGCCCUCCGAAACCGACACACUCAUCCUACUACGCUCCGCAUUCUGGCAAGGGGCCGGCUCACCGGUUGGACCACGCCCCAUCUGGGCCGUCGAUCAAGGGACUCACGGCCUGCUUCGACGAUCGGGAAGCUCCUAUCCGCCUCUCGCGCAGAACUACGAGUUCUCCAUGAAGUUCCCCAGCGAGAGAAUCUACACAAGGCACCCUAUCCGCCCUCAGAAACCCACCCCAGGCUCGCUAGUCUACAGCCGGUACAUUCCGCACCUGGACAAGCAUUUCUCGCUCAUGGUGGUAGACUGGCAAAACGAAGAGCACCUACAGCUGUUCCACAAAUGGCAGAACGACCCGCGCGUCGCCAAGGGGUGGAACGAGACGGGCGACCUGGAGCACCACCGGAGGUACCUGCGACAGCUCCACGAAGACAAGCACGUCCUGUGUCUAUUCGGACGGUUUGACGAGUUUCCAUUCUCAUAUUUCGAGGUAUAUUGGGCCAAGGAGGACCACUACGGAGCACACUACGACGCUGGCGACUAUGAUCGCGGCCGGCAUUCGCUGGUCGGCGAGUCCAGCGUCCGCGGCGCAUACAGAGUCAACGCGUGGUGGUCGAGCGUGAUCCACUAUAUUUUUCUAGACGAGCCGCGGACAAUGUGUGUUGUUGGGGAACCGAAGGCGACGAAUACCACUGUUCUGUCGUAUGAGAAUGCGCAUGGCCUGACGGUCCAGAAAUACGUGGAUUUGGGCCACAAGCGAUCUGUCCAUGUGUAUUGCAGCCGGGAGAAAUGGUUUCAGUUGUGUCCACUUUUCUGGGAUGGAAGGGAAAGACCGCUUGAGAGUUCGGAUCGGAUGGCGUGGGAUGCGAAGCUGUAA
Aspergillus lentulus is the source of this 1389-nucleotide messenger RNA. Its product is annotated as GNAT family N-acetyltransferase. Lineage: Eukaryota; Fungi; Ascomycota; Eurotiomycetes; Eurotiales; Aspergillaceae. Gene Ontology annotation, biological process: siderophore biosynthetic process. The record is from RefSeq and is a predicted model, not a curated record.